Messenger RNA from Sinocyclocheilus grahami, 1758 nucleotides. Its product is annotated as adenylate cyclase type 1-like. Gene Ontology annotation, biological process: cAMP biosynthetic process; adenylate cyclase-activating G protein-coupled receptor signaling pathway; intracellular signal transduction. NCBI's taxonomy places the organism in Eukaryota, Metazoa, Chordata, Actinopteri, Cypriniformes, Cyprinidae. Bases 1 to 1650 code for a protein of 549 amino acids. The record is from RefSeq and is a predicted model, not a curated record. Gene Ontology annotation, molecular function: adenylate cyclase activity. Gene Ontology annotation, cellular component: plasma membrane. The transcript has 13 exons.
AUGACUGAAGCGUCUAAUGAUUUUCCGUGUGUUUUUUCCUGCAGUAUUCUGUUUGCGGAUAUCGUGGGCUUCACGAGUCUGGCGUCGCAGUGCACUGCGCAGGAGCUCGUUAAACUCCUCAACGAGCUCUUCGGCAAGUUUGACGAGCUCGCCACGGAGAAUCACUGCCGGCGGAUCAAGAUUCUGGGCGACUGCUACUACUGUGUGUCUGGCCUGACGCAGCCCAAGACGGAUCACGCUCACUGCUGCGUGGAGAUGGGUCUGGACAUGAUCGACACCAUCACGUCGGUGGCUGAAGCUACAGAGGUGGAUCUGAACAUGCGUGUGGGUCUGCACACGGGACGGGUGCUCUGUGGCGUGUUGGGCCUCAGAAAGUGGCAGUAUGAUGUGUGGUCCAACGACGUGACGCUGGCCAACGUGAUGGAGGCUGGAGGACUGCCGGGGAAGGUGCACAUCACUCGCGCCACGCUGGACUGUCUAAAUGGAAAUUACGAGGUGGAGCCGGGAAACGGGCGCGAGAGACACUCGUUCCUGCUCAAACAUGACAUCGAGACCUUCUUCAUAGUGCCAUCUCACCGCAGGAAGAAACAAAGUGCAGAUGUGCGUACGAAUAUUAUUCCUGGUUUGAUCCUGUCAGACAUCAAACCUGCCAAAAAGAUGAAGUUUAAGACGGUGUGUUACUUGCUGGUGCAGCUCAUGCACUGCCGCAAGAUGUUCAAGGCUGAGAUUCCCUUCUCCAACGUCAUGAACUGUGAGGAUGGGGACAAGAGGAGGGUGCUGCGCUCGGCUCCGGAGAAGCUGAGGAACCGUACCUCCACGGCGGCUAACGUGACCCAGAGCAGCCCGGGGACACGGGUCAACCGCUACAUCAGCCGUCUGAUCGAGGCCCGGCAGACGGAGUCCGACACGGCCGACCUGCACUACCUCACGCUCACCUACAGAGACUCGGAGCGAGAGCGCAGGUAUCAUCAGCUGAAUGACGAGUACUUCACCGGCGCUGUGCUUCUGUCUCUCGUCCUCACGGCUCUGAUCGCAAUCCUCUACCUGCUCAUCAUUCCACAGGGGACGCUUGUGUUGGUGUUGCUGGUCUUCUGCAUCUGUUUCCUGGUCGUGUGCAUCAUGUACCUGCACAUCUCUAGAGUUCAGUGUUUUCCAGGGUGCCUCAGCAUACAGAUCCGGACCGUCCUGUGUGUGUUCAUAGUGCUCUUAAUAUACGCCGUGGCCCAGGCCUGUGUGGUGGGCUGCAUGCCGUGGCUCUGGCCGACUGACUCCACGCGCUCCAUCGUGAUCAUCGACGUGUCCACAGGCCUGAACCGCACCAUGGCUGAGCUGCCGUGUGAAGGAGCGCAGUACGCCUUUCUGUGCUGCAUGCUGGGGACGCUGACCGUGGCGCUGUUCCUGCGAGUGUCCUGGCUGUCCAAACUCCUGCUGCUGCUGCUGCUGCUGGUGCUGUACAUCACCGUGCUGGAGCUCAGCGGAUUCAGACGCUCCUCGGGGACGGUGUUGAUGAGCGCUCGCGGUCUGGAGCCCGUCCUCUCUCUGCUGAUGUUCUUCACCACUCUGGCCCUUCACUCCAGACAGAUGGAGCUCAAGCUGCGCCUGGACUUCCUCUGGGCCACUCAGGUACAGCAGCGCAUCACACACUCCUGACACUGCAGUCACAAAAACAUAAAACAACAGCAACAACCUCCCACCGCUGCCAUCCAUUCAUUCUCAGCACCGCGCAUCCUCUGUAGGGUCGCUGGGACAUUAAAAUGU